Molecule: messenger RNA, 360 nt
Organism: Meloidogyne enterolobii
Lineage: Eukaryota; Metazoa; Nematoda; Chromadorea; Rhabditida; Meloidogynidae
Source: the annotation of a GenBank genome assembly
AUGUUCGGUGUGUUUUGUGUACGUUCAGUCAUUGUAUUAAUUACUGUACCCUCAUUUAUUCUGUGUUCACUUCCUUUUAUUCAGUGUUUAAUUACAGCAAUUCUUUACUUUCAAUCCCUACAUUUCUUUAUACCUCAUAUUUCCAUUGUUUUUGUUUUGGCUUUUAUUCAGGGUGGUAUUAGCGGUAUCUCUUAUGGAGGUACAUUAGACAGAAUACAUAAGAAGUCUGAAUUGAAAGCUCGAGAGUUUAAUAUGGCAGUUGUUGCAACAAGCGAUACUACUGGUAUUUGUUUGGCAGGAUUUGCUUCAAUUUUUAUACACAACUAUAUUUGCAGCCGUUAUUUAAAUUCAUACCCAUAA